CACACACACACGAACACCAUUCUUCUUCUCGAGUCGGAACUGGAGAAGAAAGGGCCAUAGAUUUCUUCAUUAAACGGAGAAAAAUCGCCGAUGGCGUUGUCGUCGCCGCCGGCGAAGGGCGUGGUGAUCACGGUGCCGGUGCUAAUACUGGCUGCCUCGGUGGCUGCAAUCUUCUUCUUCUUCCUGUUGUCCUCUCUCUCCUCCUGCGAUUGCCCGCUGGCAGCUACUUCCGGCGUCCCCGUUCCCGACCGCGCCGGAGAAAGUUUUGCCGCGCCGGUGACCGAGCGGAUAUGGGCGACGAAGGAGGACGUGGAGUGGGUGAGGGAUCAGAUCCGCGUCAAUGGGCUGCAUAUGCAGGACAAUGUACUCCGUAAGGGCAUUAACCCACGCACUAGAGCUCAGCAACUUCAAGAUCUCUUACAAUUCAAGGGAAUUUCCCACUAUGAAGGACCCGAAUCAGACAAUCACACUGCCCUCCCAUGCCCUGGCGAGCUCCUUGUUGAAGAGCACCACAGCAACUAUGGCGAGCCCUGGGCAGGAGGACGGGACGUGUUUGAGUUUCUUGCUGAGUCAACGCACCUGAGGCCCAACUCUUGCGUUCUGGAGAUUGGAUGCGGCACCCUUCGAGUUGGUUUGCAUUUUAUCCGCUAUCUCAAUCCUGAACACUUCCACUGUCUUGAAAGAGACGAGCUCUCGUUGAUGGCUGCUUUCAGGUAUGAGCUUCCUUCGCAAGGCCUACUGCACAAGCGUCCUCUUAUUGUGAGAGGUGAAGAAAUGGACUUCAAUAAGUUUGGUACAGAAGUUGUCUAUGAUUUGAUCUAUGCUAGUGCCGUGUUUCUCCAUAUGCCUGAUAAGCUUGUGUGGGUUGGACUAGAGAGAUUAGCAAGUAAACUGAAACCCAUUGAUGGGCGAAUCUUUGUGUCGCAUAAUACUAAGUUCUGCUCACGGUUAGGUGGAGAUGAGUGCACUAAGAGGCUCAAAAGUUUGGGCCUUGAGUAUCUCGGAAAGCAUACACAUGAUAGCUUGCUUUUCAAUCACUAUGAGAUCUGGUUCGAGUUUAGGCGGUUUAAAACCUAGGAUUUUGAUGGUUUAUUACUUUUGGUUUUGGCAUUCCUCAAUAGAAAGACCAGAUUGAAGCUGCAGGUGGAUGCUCUUGUUGCAUUGAGAAGAGAUUUUUAAAGUCUGUGUCUGACACCUCUUGUUGAUAAUUGUAUUUGAAAGAGAAGCAGCGGAUAAUAUUUGACGGGGAAUUUUCUUGGUACAUCAGUAGUUUAUGUAGAAAGCUGAGCCAUGCUUUCUAUUUUGUCUGUAUGUUCGUCUAGGGAAGGGAACUUGUAAGCUUCCGAUCUUUCAACUCUGAAUGCAAAUCUAUAAUCAUUUAAUUAUAUGUACUGUCACGUUAUUUAAUCACUAUACUGAGUUUGAGAUACUAGCUAUAACAGCUGUAGUAUUUGCAUUCACUUCAUUGACUAAAUACU
Morus notabilis is the source of this 1478-nucleotide messenger RNA. RefSeq lists its product as uncharacterized. The transcript is spliced from 2 exons. Lineage: Eukaryota; Viridiplantae; Streptophyta; Magnoliopsida; Rosales; Moraceae. The coding region runs from base 91 to 1077 and encodes 328 amino acids. The record is from RefSeq and is a predicted model, not a curated record.